AUGAGACUUAUCAAUUCUGACAUGAGCCUGAUAUCGGCAGGCGUCGCGUUGCUGGUGUCGGCGGCGGUUGUCGAUGCUGCGGCGACUUGUGCUCUUCCCUCGACCUACCGCUGGAGAUCAAGCGGCCCACUCGCAAACCCCAAGCCAGGAUGGGUCUCGAUUAAGGACUUUACGCACGUCGUGUAUAACGGCAAGCAUCUUGUUUAUGGGUCGACCUUUGACUCGAGAGUCUGGGGCUCGAUGAACUUUGGCCUCUUCUCGGACUGGCCUCAAAUAUCCUCUGCGAGCCAGAAUGGGAUGAGUCAGGGUACUGUUGCGCCAACACUCUUCCUCUUCCGCCCAAAGAAUAUCUGGGUACUCGCCUACCAAUGGGGCAGUAGCCCGUUCAAUUAUAAGACGACAAACGAUCCUUCUAAUACAAAUGGAUGGUCUGGGCCACAUACGCUGUUCACCGGAGCUAUCUCUGACUCUCGUACUGGCGUUAUCGACCAGACACUUAUCGGCGACGAUACAACUAUGUACCUCUUCUUUGCUGGCGAUAACGGCAAGAUCUACCGCUCAAGUAUGCCGAUUGGAAAUUUCCCAGGAAAUUUUGGCAACGUAUACCAGGUAGUUAUGAGCGACUCGGUCGGUAACUUAUUCGAAUCCGUUCAGGUCUAUACCAUCCAAGGCCAGAACCAGUACCUCAUGAUCGUUGAGGCUAUUGGAGCUAAUGGGCGCUACUUUCGCUCCUUCACCGCAAACAACCUCGGCGGGUCGUGGAGACCCCAGGCUGUGACCGAGGGCAAUCCCUUUGCUGGCAAGGCUAACAGCGGAGCCUCCUGGACUGACGACAUUAGCCAUGGCGACCUGAUCCGCAGUAACCCCGACCAAACAAUGACUAUCGAUCCAUGCAACCUACAGAUGCUCUACCAGGGAAUGGCUCCCGGUUCCGGCGGCGACUACGCCUUCUUGCCUUACAGGCCUGGCCUACUCACCCUACAGGGCGCCACGGGGACAUUGCCAGGCGGUCCAGGUACUGGCUCAACGCCGCCUCCUCAGAGUGGCUGUUCCGGCUUGUACGGCCAGGGCAAGGCUGGACGGGACCACAAUGCUGCUCGCAAAGCACGUGCAAAUUUUCAACUAACUGUGAGUGAUGACACACCUCUAUGCAAGGCGAAGAAGUAA
Messenger RNA from Venustampulla echinocandica, 1167 nucleotides. RefSeq lists its product as uncharacterized. The record is from RefSeq and is a predicted model, not a curated record. Bases 1 to 1167 code for a protein of 388 amino acids. The transcript is spliced from 2 exons. Gene Ontology annotation, biological process: L-arabinose metabolic process. Gene Ontology annotation, molecular function: alpha-L-arabinofuranosidase activity. NCBI's taxonomy places the organism in Eukaryota, Fungi, Ascomycota, Leotiomycetes, Helotiales, Pleuroascaceae.